GCACAGUGACGCGUCCAAAAAGUCGCGCAGCUAUGACGUUUCCAAAUGGAACGUCAGCGCCGCGCGACUUUCGGUUGCGUCACGGUUGCGUCACUGUGCCGGGCUACAAGGAAUUAGGGAAUCUUGUUGGGCGUACCGCCUCAUAAAUAAAGCGUGGGGGGUUUCUAAGUAAAGUUGCACAACAAAUAUCCGUAGACCAUGUCCCAAGCAACCAAGCAUCUGACUGGCGUAUUACAUUCUGUUGCCAAAACGCACAGUGGCAAUUUUUUGGUUGCAGUCAAACAGGAGAAAGUUGAAGUACCAAGGACAAGUGGAGAGAAGAACACGGUCAGUGAGGAAGAGCCAGUAAAGAAGAGAGGAUGGCCCAAAGGAAAGAAAAGGAAAAAAAUCCUACCAAAUGGACCCAAAGCCCCUGUUACUGGUUAUGUGCGGUUUCUGAAUGAGCGCAGGGAGCAGAUUCGGUCACAGCAUCCUGAUCUACCUUUCCCGGAAAUAACCAAGAUGUUGGGGGCCGAAUGGAGCACUUUGCCAGCUCCUGAAAAGCAGAGGUAUCUGGAUGACGCAGAAAGGGACAAACAGCAGUACAUGAAGGAGCUGAGAGAGUACCAGCAAUCUGAGGCCUACAAGAUGUGUGCAGAGAAGAUACAGGAGAAAAAAAUAAAAAAAGAAGAAACUGGUGCAUCAGCUGUUAGUACUUUGAAUGGACACAUGCUAAAGACUGGUGAUUCCCAGAGUGAUGGAUUUCCAACUUUUGAUGUUCCUAUAUUUACGGAGGAGUUUUUAGAUCAAAACAAAGUUCGUGAAGCAGAACUGAGGAGAUUGCGCAAAAUGAACAUGGAGUUUGAGGAGCAGAAUACCAUCUUACAGAGACACACUGAGAGUAUGAGUAGUGCUAAAGAGAGGCUGGAACAGGAGCUAGCACUAGAAGAGAGGCAAACGAUGGUCCUUCAGCAACAGCUACAAACUAUUCGACAGAUCUUACUAGCAAGUUUCUCCUCCCUGCCAAUUCCAGGUACAGGGGAGACGCCUACAAUGGGAAAUCUUGAUUUGUACAUGGCUAAACUUCACAAUGUGAUUGAGGGUAACCCAGCUCAACAUGAGAAACUGGUGAUCCGGAUAAAGGAGAUUUUAUCUAGAAUUAAUAGUGAUCACCUGUAAAAACAGCUAUCUCCCACAAAGAACACAAGAUGUGACCAGAAUUAUACAGUGGCUGCACAGUAGGAUGUGGACAAUAACCUAUAACACAUCUGGCGAAAACACAGUGUUGUAAUGGAUGGUAUUCUCAGCAGCUGCAGAAAUGUAUGGUGACAUUUUGUGAGUCGAUGUAAAAUGAUGUACAGCUUGGUUUCUGAAGGAUUUGGACAAAUUUUUAACAUAGGGGGGUAUUCAGUUGUUUGAAAAGUUGAAAUCGACUUUUCAAACAUUUGAAUUCCCUCCAUAGUGUCCAUAGAUUUUGAUUAAAUGGUAGUGUAAGUUUUAACAUUGUGCCUAAUGAUGAAAAGCUGGUACAGGGAGUUAUAAUAAUGAACCAUUCAGUAAUGUAUGGUUAUAUUUAAAUGAUCUAUUACAAAUCAGUUACGAGUGAUUUGUAAAACACAGCAGCAAGUUAGACAUCCCCUUCUCUCCAUUUGUCACUGUCACAUGUGUGCCACCCAGGUAUACACCUUUCACUAUCAUUUGCUCACUUUUCUUUUCACAGCCUUUACUUUUGCAAGCCUUAUUUAUUCCUCUCUCAUGGGUCUGUUCAUGAAGCAGUGAAAAGCGUGGAGAAGUGAGCCUGCGGAGAAGUUGCCCAUGGCAACCAAUCAUCUGCUCCGUACAAUCAUAUGCAAAUUAUAAAUGUUACUUCAAUGCUGAUUGGUUGCCAUGGGUAACUUCUCCACUGGCGCACUUCUCCACACUUUUCACUGCUUCAUGAAUAGACCCAUCAAUCACUAAUUGCAGCCCAUAUCCCCCUGCUCUACGAUUGAGUCAUCAAGAUGCAAGUAGUUGAUAUCAUUCUUGCAAUCAUUAAUGCUUACGGCAUAUUGCUGUUGCAAUCGUAGGUGGCACUGAUUUUGCUUUUUACUUUAAUCUACCAGUGGCAUCUAUAAUAGGAUGAUGCGGAGUAGUGAUGUCACUGCUUGCGUCUCUCAAUCUCACUAGCACCUGUUGCAUAGUUAUACCUGUAGCAGUGACACUGCUUCUUUCAUUGCAAACAGACUUUGAGUUCUAUUUACUAAGCCUUGGGUGGAGAUGAAGUGGAUGGCGAUAAAGUAGCAGCCAACCAGCUCCUAACUGUCAUUUUUCAAACCCAGCCUAUGACAGGAAAGUUAGGAGCUGAUUGGCUGUUACUUUAUCUCUGUCCACUUUAUCUCCAUCCAAGGCUUAGUAAAUAGACCCCUUCGUAUCCUUGCCUCUCCAGCAAGCAGUGGUGGUGCUAUAAUAAUGCAGGCUGCUGCUUUGAUAGUUUUGUGUAUACCAUAUGGACUGGAAAAUAUGGUCAUUCAUUUUUUAUAAAAUAGUACAAUGCACAUGAAGAAAUUUUUUUUUUUACGUUUUUAGAUAAAUAAUUUCCCAAACUUAUCAGCCAGUUAAAUAAUAGUGACAUCACUUUUCCACAAUUGUCAGCAGUUUUGUUUUUUACAUUUCAUUUCACUUGAAUUUGUUUGUAAAAUGAGUGUGCUUCAUGCUUGUAAAUAAGCACUACCAUCUGAUGACCAGUAAUCACUGGUGGGACACACUAUCUCUCAGCAUUAAUUUUGUCAGAAUUAUUAUAUGUGAAACUCUAAGUUGGUAAACAGAAAAACUGUAUGAAAGGCUAAUGUUAUAUAAAAUUAUAUAAUCUAAUGAUGUUUUGAAAUAACUAAGGUACAAAUGUAAUGAACAGCGCUUUGUCAAAAUCGAAGGUUCUCGGCAAUAAAGUAUGUAUUGGAGAAGGAAAUAUGAGCGCACUCUUUAACAUGCAGCCACUGAUAACCCUAAAAGGUCCACUAGAAAAUCCUCAUUAGAAUAAGGGAAAACAACCUAAAAUGUUUACAUAAGACGUAGCCUUCUGUUUGCAAAUUCCACUUUACAUCCAUGUCGAUUACCUUCAAGCUCCUCUAUGUAUUUCAUAUAUAAAGAAAAUAAGAAUUUACUUACCGAUAAUUCUAUUUCUCGGAGUCUGUAGUGGAUGCUGGGGUUCCUGAAAGGACCAUGGGGA
Messenger RNA from Pseudophryne corroboree (corroboree frog), 3184 nucleotides. It is a transcript of the gene HMG20B, whose product is annotated as high mobility group 20B. The transcript has 10 exons. The record is from RefSeq and is a predicted model, not a curated record. Gene Ontology annotation, cellular component: nucleus. Gene Ontology annotation, biological process: regulation of gene expression. Lineage: Eukaryota; Metazoa; Chordata; Amphibia; Anura; Myobatrachidae. The coding region runs from base 199 to 1158 and encodes 319 amino acids.